This is a messenger RNA of Haemonchus placei, 375 nucleotides long. The record is from the annotation of a GenBank genome assembly. NCBI's taxonomy places the organism in Eukaryota, Metazoa, Nematoda, Chromadorea, Rhabditida, Trichostrongylidae.
AUGCAAUGGAUUGCCGGUGACUUCAAAACCUCCGCCACCGUUGGCACUCGAUCAUGGGCCAUCCUUCAAAGUACUCGUUCCAUCUUCAAAUAUCCUCCGAUGCUCGACUAUGCUACGAUACGUACAAUGCCAGGAGUUAGACAAGGUACCCGUGGCCAGCGCCGUGAUGUUGACAGUGGCGCUGGAAAACCAGGACCCUAUAAUGAACCCUUUUCUGCUAUCAUUCAGUCUCAAUGCGUGGAAAGGCGGAAUAAAGCCUCCGGGCAGCUUCCUGAAANUGUUGACAGUGGCGCUGGAAAACCAGGACCCUAUAAUGAACCCUUUUCUGCUAUCAUUCAGUCUCAAUGCGUGGAAAGGCGGAAUAAAGCUUUUUGA